Molecule: messenger RNA, 372 nt
Organism: Emys orbicularis (European pond turtle)
Lineage: Eukaryota; Metazoa; Chordata; Testudines; Emydidae
Gene: EDN2
Product: endothelin 2
Exons: 4
Coding region: 1-372 (123 amino acids)
Biological process (GO): intracellular calcium ion homeostasis; vein smooth muscle contraction; regulation of systemic arterial blood pressure by endothelin
Cellular component (GO): extracellular region
Molecular function (GO): hormone activity; endothelin B receptor binding
Source: RefSeq, a predicted model, not a curated record
AUGGUAACCCGCCCCGCAGGCUUCUUUUCUCUCGCCAUCACCCUUUGCAUCCUGCUGGGAGAAGGUAUGGGCCGUCCUCCCCUUGAGUCCCUCCUAGCCACAACCAGCAGCAGGCACCCCAGGACAAAGAGAUGUUCUUGCAACAGCUGGCAGGACAAGGAGUGCAUUUACUUCUGUCACCUGGAUAUUAUCUGGGUCAACACCCCAGGACAAACUGCUCCCUAUGGCUUGGGAAGCCCACCAAGGCGUCGCAAGAGAUCACUGAACAGGUGUGAGUGCUCGCACUCCAAGGACAGCAUCUGUGCUACCUUCUGCCAGGCAAAGCCUUGGUAUCUUGGGAACCUUAAGCUCCCACCGAGCCGUGGCGUAUAG